UCCAAAUCCAAAACCCAAAAACUGCUGCCAUUCCCGCCCUUCGCACCUCUCUCUCAUGGCGGAGAAAGGGAAGGCGGCGUCUCUCCCGGCGGGAUCGGCGCGAUCGAGGGUGGACAAGUCGUUCAAGCGCGCCCUUCUUCCUCUCCUCUCCACUGGCUCCAUGGAGGAGAUCCGCAAAGCCUUUCCAAGUUUUUCAAGUGAUGACCAACAACGUCUCCAGCAGUUAUUCAUCAAGGUUAUUACUUCACUGCAUGGACACAUAGAGGAUGUUUUUGAAUCACUCUGUGAUGAAAUGAAGGUGGGAACAGUUCUGGAUACUGUGGAACAACUUGUUGAGGAACAGAGUCUAGACCUUCUGAAGUCAGAUAACACAAACGUAUUGGACAUCGCAAGAGAUUUGUCAGUGUCGAAGAAGAACGAGAUUCAGCACUUGAGCGAAGUGCUGGAAAAGGCUGAAGGGCAUAAUCUCCAAAUCCGUUCUCGUCUGGAGCUGAUCAAGAAAGGGAGACAACAAUUAUCUGUCACUGAAGAUGCUCUUCAGAAGCUGUUGGAUUAAUGCAAAUCGAGCAGUUGAUGAGUGAGAUGCAGAGUUACAAGACAUUCAGCAGUUGAAGGCCCUUACAUCGAGAAAACUCAUAACUCCAAUCGCUCUGAGGAAAUUGCUCCAACUUUUGUGUUGAUAUACAACAUUUGUACGAGUCAACAAGCUGAGUUAUAAUUUCUCCCCUGGCACUUCCUUUUGUUGUGUGAAAGAAAGUAUGCCUUUUGGACCGACUGUAUGAUGCUAUUGAAAUACUGCGGGGCGGGAAUUAAGCUUUCA
Messenger RNA from Syzygium oleosum, 820 nucleotides. RefSeq lists its product as uncharacterized. The coding region runs from base 56 to 556 and encodes 166 amino acids. Gene Ontology annotation, biological process: chromosome segregation. The transcript has 8 exons. Gene Ontology annotation, cellular component: MIS12/MIND type complex. The record is from RefSeq and is a predicted model, not a curated record. Lineage: Eukaryota; Viridiplantae; Streptophyta; Magnoliopsida; Myrtales; Myrtaceae.